This is a messenger RNA of Leptinotarsa decemlineata (Colorado potato beetle), 695 nucleotides long. It is a transcript of the gene Psa, whose product is annotated as puromycin-sensitive aminopeptidase. Gene Ontology annotation, cellular component: membrane; cytoplasm. Gene Ontology annotation, molecular function: peptide binding; zinc ion binding; metalloaminopeptidase activity. The record is from RefSeq and is a predicted model, not a curated record. Gene Ontology annotation, biological process: proteolysis; peptide catabolic process. NCBI's taxonomy places the organism in Eukaryota, Metazoa, Arthropoda, Insecta, Coleoptera, Chrysomelidae.
UUGUGUUUUAUGACAUGUCAAUGUCAACGAGGCUUUUAAACAUUAAUGUGAAUGUAGUAUGUGGUGUAGUUAGUAGAAAAUUUUUCUCUCGCGUUUUUUUCCUAAGGCGUGAUAAAAAAUCGUACACUUCUGAUAAACUGUUCAAAAAUAUAAAGAAACCUUGCAAUCAUCUGUCAAAAUUCAAGAAAUACUGCCCGACUUUUGUUUGCGGGUAUCACUCCUUACAAGUAUCAGUUGUGCAAGAGUUUGGAUGUUCGAGAAAUUAUUUCAACUUUGUUAAUCAGAAACCCCUGGGAAAAAUGUCUGAAAGAAAAAUAUUCAAGAGGUUACCAGAAAACAUCAAACCCAAAUACUACAAGUUAUUUAUUACACCAAAUCUGAAAUUGUUGACGUUUCAAGGAGAUGUCACCAUUGAAAUUGAGGUUGUGAAAAGUACUGAUAAUGUAGUACUUAAUGCUCUAGACUUAUCAUUUGAAUCUGUAAAGGUAACAAAUAAUCAAGAGAGUAUACCGAAUACAGUGGAAAUAUGUCCAGAAGACGAAACAAUGACUUUGAAAAUGGCUUCCCCCCUUUCUCCUGGUACUUAUACAUUGAACAUUGCCUUCACUGGAGAAAUCAAUGACAAAAUGAAAGGAUUAUAUAGGUACGUCAUAAUUUACUGUAACUCCGAAUAUAUGUGAAUAUUGUCACUGUUU